AUGAUAGAUAUAUGCACAUAUGACAUUGCCAUCUUUGUCUUCGUAGCCUUGUGGAGGAAUGGAUGUUUUUUUUUUUUUCUCUCAAGAAAUGUGGACAACACAGUAACCAUGCAAGGACUUCCAGCUUCCGAUACCUCCUCUGAAAAACUGAAUCCCACCCACCAAAAUAUAGGGGCUGUUCAAAUGAGGAUCAAAAAUGCCAACAGCCACCAUGACAGGCAUAGCCAAAGUAAAUCAAUGAUCCUUUCUGAGAAUGUGAAGGUCAAAGAACCUAUAUCUCGUCAUAGAAGGAAUCAUUCCCAACAUAACUUAAUACUCACAGACAUCAUUAGCCCAAAGGAACAAACGGUAGUGGAAAAAGAAGGAUAUCUUCUAAAAGCUAAAAUUGCAGAUGGAGGCAAGAAGUUAAGGAAAAACUGGUCUACUUCUUGGAUCGUUCUUGCUGGUGGGAAAAUAGAAUUCUACAAAGAAUCCAAACAGCCAGCAUUGGCCAAUCUGAAAGCAGGCUAUAAACCAGAAUGGGUGGAUUUGUGUGGAGCUAACAUUGAAUGGACUACAGAGAAAUCUAGUAGAAAGAAUGUCUUUCAGAUCACAACGAUAUCAGGAAAUGAGUUCCUCCUUCAGUCAGAUAUUGACUUCAUCAUAUUGGAUUGGUUCCACGCUAUCAAAAAUGCAAUUGACAGAUUGCCAAAAGAACAGAGCUGUACACCAAGAAAUCUGGAGUUCAAACUUCAAAGAUCCUCUAGCAGUGAAUUACUGAGCAGCUUAAGUACUGAGUCCAAAGAACCAAAGUCUGAACACAGAAAAUCUCUAAUUUUCAGACUGAACUACAGUGCCUCUGAUACAAAUGACAGAAAUCGAGUCAAAAGCAGAUUAAAGAAGUUUAUCAACCGAAGACCCUCGCUGAAAACGUUGCAAGAAAAAGGACUUAUUAAAGAUCAAGUUUUUGGCUCCCAUUUGCAGUUAGUGUGUGAGCACGAAAAUUCCACAGUCCCCCUAUUUGUAAAACGGUGUAUAGAAGCUGUUGAAAAAAGAGGUUUGGAUGUUGAUGGAAUAUACAGAGUUAGCGGCAAUCUGGCAACAAUACAGAAGUUACGAUUUGUUGUCAAUCAGGAAGAGAAGCUGAAUUUGGACGACAGCCAGUGGGAGGACAUCCACGUUGUCACCGGAGCACUCAAGAUGUUUUUCAGAGAGCUGCCUGAGCCACUGUUCCCAUACUGCUUCUUUGAACAGUUUUUGGAGGCAAUAAAAAAUCCAGACAGCAACACUCGAGUUAAGUCCAUAAGGCAUCUUGUACAGAAGCUCCCUAGGCCAAACCGUGACACAAUGAAAAUCCUCUUUGAACAUCUGAAAAAGUAA
Messenger RNA from Trachemys scripta elegans, 1359 nucleotides. RefSeq names its product Rho GTPase activating protein 15 (gene ARHGAP15). Gene Ontology annotation, cellular component: cytoplasm. Bases 1 to 1359 code for a protein of 452 amino acids. The transcript is spliced from 13 exons. Gene Ontology annotation, biological process: regulation of GTPase activity; signal transduction. NCBI's taxonomy places the organism in Eukaryota, Metazoa, Chordata, Testudines, Emydidae. The record is from RefSeq and is a predicted model, not a curated record.